UCGGCAAACACGCUUCCACAUAUUCAUGGUCAAAUCAAGUUCAACACAAGGAAAUCAGAUGUUGAAGAGGAUGGGAAGGUGAUUCCUGUGACAAAUCUUAAAGACUUGGAAGAUGAUGAUCUCAUCAACAUGCUUCAAUCCAUGGAGGAUGAUUAUAGUGGUAAAACACCAACAUCAUCAUCUGUUCCUACUGCUGCUGCUGCUGCUGCUAAAGAUGAGCUUGUUGCAAAGGCCCUUAGUGACUUGGAAGACUACUUGAAGAUGCCUCUUAAGGACAUAGCAACAUCAGAGGACAAUAGUCUUCGCCUUCAAACAGCUCUCAACUUCUUGUCUCGCCUUUCCUUGGAAGAUGAAGCUCUAUCCCAUGAAGUUAUGGCUAUAAUAAAGUCUAUGCACAAAGAGUUGCCUAACAUUCUGUCAUCUUUCAAGCAAGCAUUUGCUACUGUUAAUAAAUUUGCAGAGCUUGAAGAAAGAGAUAAGAGGAUCAAGGAGGAGCUAACUCAACGAAAGGAGGUUGCCCCUGCUCUUGUUUCCAAAAUGUCCGAGACCCGGAAGUUUAUGGAUGAAGCUCAAGAGAACGAAGCUAGGCUGAAGGAGCAGAUCUCUAGGUUGGAGAAAGUGAAAAAGGAUUGUGAGGCUGAAUUAUUUUCUCUGCAAGAGCAGAAGAGGAAACAUAUUGUAGAAACAGUAGAGUUAAGAAAGAGUUCGAGACUGUGAGGAAAGAGAAGUCCGAGAUGGCAGAAGAUGAAAGAAAGUCCUGGCAACAACUGUUUCAGGUUGAUCAUAAAUGGUCAGUCCUAGGAAGCCAGUUUGAGCAAAACAUUGCUAAUAGAAAUCUCUAAUAAUGCUUCCUUUGCUUAUUUUGAAAGACCAAAUAAAGUUUGAGAGGUUU
Messenger RNA from Neltuma alba, 892 nucleotides. RefSeq lists its product as uncharacterized. The coding region runs from base 130 to 717 and encodes 195 amino acids. The record is from RefSeq and is a predicted model, not a curated record. NCBI's taxonomy places the organism in Eukaryota, Viridiplantae, Streptophyta, Magnoliopsida, Fabales, Fabaceae. The transcript has 2 exons.